Messenger RNA from Penicillium malachiteum, 336 nucleotides. RefSeq lists its product as uncharacterized. Bases 1 to 336 code for a protein of 111 amino acids. The transcript is spliced from 3 exons. Lineage: Eukaryota; Fungi; Ascomycota; Eurotiomycetes; Eurotiales; Aspergillaceae. The record is from RefSeq and is a predicted model, not a curated record.
AUGUCUGUGGCACCCUCCAGAUCCCUUCAAGCAUCUGCUCUGUCCUUCGUGUUGCUGUCUAUUGGACACACGAUUAGCGGAAAGGAAUGGACCGCUGAGAAAUCGUUCAAGGCUAUUGCCAACACCAGACCAUGGGCUUGUGGAACGGUUGGUUGGUAUCAGUGGUCGCUCAACCCAACUGCACUCAACGAUCCUAUUAACAAAACUAUUGCGGGCAUCAUCAACAUCCUGCUAUGGGCCAGUUCAGCCUGGUAUGCCAAGCAUGGUAUCAAAGAGAAUACCUUGGUUGUUGGAUUAUCUGCUGCAUUGCAGGCAUACGCUGUUUUUAAGGCGUAA